This is a messenger RNA of Orussus abietinus, 2235 nucleotides long. RefSeq lists its product as uncharacterized. The coding region runs from base 794 to 1630 and encodes 278 amino acids. Lineage: Eukaryota; Metazoa; Arthropoda; Insecta; Hymenoptera; Orussidae. The transcript is spliced from 7 exons. The record is from RefSeq and is a predicted model, not a curated record.
ACUUUCCGAACAACCCAAUAAUUUUUCUCGAGGCAUGUAAGACCUUUAUCAUGUAUGUAAAUCUACGGGUUACCUAGUCAAUUUACAUAUUGAUGCGGAUAAAUAUACGCUGCCGGGUAAAAGUACAUAUUAGGAGGUAAACUUAGCCAAUCAAAUCGUCUAAAUUCAAUCACGUGAUUCUCACGCGUCUUCUUGCUUGAGAACAAUGCCAAACCCGUCGAAAUAUGUCCAGCAUAGACGACCCAGCGUGGUGCAUAAUUAGUUGUUGCGGGUGUUUGGACGUUGAAGAUUCAGGCAAUCUCUGGAGCUGACUUGCCUCAGUCUGGUGCUAUCGAAUUGACGUGAAAGAAGGUGAUGUCGGGUUUGGCACGUUCGAAAAGCCGGGCGUGAUGGUCGACGGCGAGCGACGAGCCAGUGUCUCCCCAUGGGCGUCCUAACCAGAAAAGAGCCGUGAGUCACGCCACGGUAGCACCCUGGUUGCACCGUAAAGAGUGUUAAUAUUCCCGUUCUAAAUUUAACCUGGUUGCGAGGAAAUCCGCGCUCGGUAAUCGGAUAGGUUCGCCAUGAUUUCAACAGCUGUCGCACGCGGGCCCGAUGCCUACGACCCCGACGUCCCGUGCGUUCAGGUCCGUCUCGGCGGUCUUAGGAAGAUUGAGGUUAACGCAUCGCGAGGAACGCCCGUAGCCGCCUUCUAGCUGGGCCCUCGACGACAUUCAUGAGUCGACGGGCGUCGCUUUUCGCCGCUAUGCAUCCAAGGAACUAGAAUACCAACGAUCGGAUUUAAGGCACAACCAUGGAUAGUCCAGGAUAUUCCAAACCCCUGAAAAUGAGUUCUUCAAUGUCUUUGUUGCAACCCUCUGUCAGUAGUCCAGAGAGCCCAAAGCAUGCGAAGACGAGAGCAGGUCAUCCUUACAACAGCCUUACAAAGAGAAGGAAAGACUUGGAGCACAGACACUGGUUACGAAUUUCUGGAAGCCGAGAAGAGAGUAAAGACGACUUUUGGGCAGCAAUUCAAUCCAACUACAAUUAUAUUAUGAAUACUAAUUUAAUUGAUACCUGCAAGGAUGCCAAUGGAGACUUGGCUUGGGAUGAGAGUGACGUCUCAACCCUUCCUUGGGGUUUAAAAGAAGUCAGCGGUCAAUUUUCAGAACUAUAUUCCUGGUUAGAUGUCCUUCAAGAGUUAAUCUACUCUAAAGAGGAGAAUCUUUUGGACAGAAGUCUUCGCGCAGCUCACAUGGAGGAGCUGCAACGUAAGGCAUACCGAAGAAGACUGUUUAACGAGCAAGCAGCAAAAUUAAUGUCUCGAACGCCAACUUUGAAGGACGAAGUUGCAUGGCGUGUCGAUCAUUUGAACACAAAGUGGGAAUUAGUUGAGCAGAUCAUGGCACCAGUAUCGGACCAGCCUGUGUCCAAUCAACAGGACGUUUCGGCAGAUUUUGAGCACGAGGCGAAGUGUUUGAGAAAAUGGUUACAUAAGAUGGAAUCACGUCUUCAGCCACUGAAACUUCGUGCAGAUUGGUCUCGGUUCGAUCUUGAGGAAAAAGCGAUGGAACAUAUGGUAAGUUUUGUUAUUCUGUAUUUACAGUUAAUAUCGUUUCAGCGAAUUUCAGUCAAAGGAUCUCGCAAAUGAAGACUUAUACAUCUUGUUUAUCGCAAUUUGCCAUUGCAGGUAACGUACACAUUCAUGACGGUAUCAAUUACAGUAUAACUUGUAGACCGUUAUGUUUAUUAAAAAAGCGAGAUUAGUAGUAGUAGAGUAAGUACUUUUCCUUGAAUUUCAAUUGGUUAAAAUCUAAUAAAACUUGUUUAUUUUGUUUUGUUAACGUUAAACAUACUAGAAAAUGUUACUUCGUGGUAUAAUUCAUGUUUUAAUCGUUAAUCGCAAAGGUUAUGACUGAUCAUGACACAUGAGUUUACAUAACGUUAUAUAUACUGUUACAUGCAUUAUAAUUUUGACACAUGCAAUGCUACGGGAAGAACAUUUUUUUCUGCAUAGCAAAACAUGGCGAAAUAGGAUGUAUUUGUUAUUUUUUCAGAGGAUGAAAAUGUACAGAGAUGUAAGGUAGGUUUAACAUGCAAAUUGCAUUUUUUAUGUGCAGUCAAUUUACUUGUGAAAUAACAUUUUUAGUGUAUUCUUCGUCGCAUAAAAUUAGAAUUCUAUGCGGAUGAACUGGGUCAGACUCAAUGUAGUAGACAGACGGUAUCUGUACAUGUUGUGAAGCACCCAGUGGUGUC